Messenger RNA from Symbiodinium pilosum, 354 nucleotides. The record is from the annotation of a GenBank genome assembly. NCBI's taxonomy places the organism in Eukaryota, Dinophyceae, Suessiales, Symbiodiniaceae.
AUGUACGCCUUUGCCUCUUUCACGGCGCUGCUUGUGGCGCUCUCCGGAGCGGCAGAGGUGAACGAGACCAACACGUCGACCACCACCAUGACAUCCACCAUGACAUCCACAAUGACGUCCACCAUGACGUCCACAAUGACGUCAACCAUGACGUCAACCACGACAGAGACCAUGACUACCACCACGACGAUGAACAUGACGAUGAACAUGACAAUGGACAACUCAACUGAGGCAUCAAACGACACCACCACGACCACAGGGGCAAGUGGCAGUGCUGUGAGCUAUAGCCGAAGGUGCUAUCCGAUUGUGGUCGCGUGGGUGUCCUCUGUGCUCGGCCUCGUUGCGGCCGCGUGA